GCCAUGUUUGGUGCACUUUAAAUAGAGUUUAUGGACAGCCUGCAGUUCUGACCUGUAGCUUUCUCACGUUUAACCAACCUUAAAAAUAAUCUUGUGCACAUAAGCCAACUGAUACAAUGGGGCAUUUGCGGUUUCCUGCAUUUCAUCUGGUGAUCUUGUACACUACUGUUGUGCAGAUAACUGAAGAGCUGAUACACGUGAGCAUGUUUCCUGAAGCUGCAGAUUACUCAUUUUACAGUUGUCGGAAAGAGAUGCUGCAUAUGGUCACAAAAGCUGGAGGUUUGCUGCAGACAGAGCUUAACAAUAAUACAGCUUUUAUGGAAAUGUGGAAAGGUAGCACAACAUGUGAGGCCAUUCCAAAUGGUACAACGGAGCACACGACUGCCCUGGAGAGAUAUGUUAAAGCUGAUCCGGAAUUUCAUAAAACAUUUAAAAAGUUGGUUCACACCAAAAGCAGGGUCAAUUCAACUUACCAAGAUAUGUUUCCUUUCAAAUCUCUUUUCUUCCUGCUCACAGAUGCCAUGCAACUCUUGAAAAGCAAUUGUAAAACAGUGUACUCUGCUGCAGAGGAGAAAUAUAACUUCAACACAGGGGACAAAGUACGUUUUGAGAGUUUUUUUCCAGCGAACCUGGAAUAUAGUGCUGCAACCGAAGAAACAGCAACUUUUGAAACCACUGGGACUGUUUUCAAUAUCAAUUCCUGUUCUGUGAUCAACCUUGAUGAAGUGUGUAGGCCUACAUCAGAGGAUAUAGAACUUCUAAUAUCACCCACUGAAGUUUUCACAGUUGGGGAUAUCAAGACUGUUAGUACUAAUGAUGACGAUUUUAUAGAGAUCCGCUUAAUGCAUUCACAUAUGUACAGCUCCUCCAACUGCAGUAGCCUUAUCAGCAUGUCUAAAGAUUCUAAAGAAUCAUCUUCAAGUUUCCUGAGUUCCAGUUCCCUGAGUGUGAUGGCUUCUUUACUCAUGAUGUACUUCUACAUGCCGACUCUAUGAAAUACUCUGUAUGUUCGCAAAAAUUGCACAUUUGCAUUUUUGCGAAAAUGCAACUCAUGUGAAAAAAAGUAAAAGCGGCAAUCUUUUUUUUUUUUUUUUAGAGAAUUUUAUAAACACAUUCAGUUUUCUUGGCUUAAAAGGAAGAAUUUAUCACAAUAAUAGAUUACAUUCACUCAAAAAAUAAUAUGUUGGCUUUAAUUAAUUUUAUUUCGUCAACGGGUUCCACUUAACUGGAUUAUGUUAAAAAAACAUAAUUUGUUCAUAUAACUUCAACAUCAUGAAAUUAA
Molecule: messenger RNA, 1282 nt
Organism: Pimephales promelas (fathead minnow)
Lineage: Eukaryota; Metazoa; Chordata; Actinopteri; Cypriniformes; Leuciscidae
Source: RefSeq, a predicted model, not a curated record